AUGAUUCUACGAUUAUUUUGUUUGUUAUUUCUCUAUUUUCUCGGGAAUCUCGUCUCCGCUCAGCAAUGGACAAAAGCAUUAAUCGAUAUGUGCGAUGCGUCGGUGCCCGGUUCGUGUGGGCCUUAUGGAUGGUGUGAGACGAGGAAGAGUGGGAAUCGCUGCCAUUGCCAAAUUGGUCGCAUGGGAAUCAAAUGCUUAA
Mesorhabditis belari is the source of this 199-nucleotide messenger RNA. NCBI's taxonomy places the organism in Eukaryota, Metazoa, Nematoda, Chromadorea, Rhabditida, Rhabditidae. The record is from the annotation of a GenBank genome assembly.